CACGUUUUGGCGGUGUUGCAGCAUCUCUCUCUCUCUCUCUCAGAACGCGAGACCCCGUGCUGUACUCACUCAGAUUCACUCAUCAUCGGGAUCCAGAAAAACUGAAAAGAACACAUCUCCUCCGCUAGGACCCUGCAUUUGGGUGUGGGGCGGACUGGGGAAAAUGUUUUGAGGGUGUUGCUCACUCGACACUGAAGUCGGGAUGAGAUGAGUAUUCCGCCUCAACACCAUGAAAGACCACAGCGACGGCAUCAAAUGAAUACAAAAAGGAUACCUUUGGAUAGCGCAGGAUGAGAUGUAUCAUCAUGAUCGAAAAUGAGACUUUUUGAACGCGAAACGGUUGGGAUAUGGCCUUUCAAAAAUUUUCCAUAGCCUCAUUGCAUACCGUCCACCACGACCUCAACACCCUCACACUGCCUGAUCAAAGUGAACUUUCAUCUUCACCAUCACUGCCGCCAGAAAGAAAAUCUCUGUUUUCUGCCGCUCACUGCCCCAGCCUUUCUGGAAAGCCGGUCAAUGGGAAAAGUACAAAUACCUCUUCCGUCCCUCGUUUUUCCAUUUCUUCUUUUCUCCCCAAUACCAUUCUUCUCUCUCAAUAACAAACAUCACGCUUGACUAAGAUUCCAAACCAACAACUCAGAUUCGUAACAAUUCUACUGUUUCUUCUCUCGAUCAAUUUCUUACCCAAUAUCCAUCUUCCCCAUAACACCUCUUACGUGUGAUAUCUCUCAAGAUGUCUCUCACCACUACCUUCACCCUCCCCUUCCGAAAGGCAACCACCCCGUCUCUCACUCUCGACCCGUGCUUCAAGGUCCUCUAUGAGAACAACAAGCAGAACCUCACCUUCUUCGUCACCACCAAGGCACCACUCCCCUUGUCCGAGGUGACCAAGAGCAAGCCGUUCAUCGGAUACCUCUCCACCAAGGAGCCCGGCCCCGUGGUCGAGUACGACAACAUGCGAACCGCCAUCGCCGCCAUGCGGGGAUACCUGAUGUGCACUCCCCACGGAGUCAAGAUGAUGGACUUUUACAAAGACUUGCUCCGCCUCCAGGGUCACUGGCUGAUCGCCCUCGCCGAGCAGUGCGCCUUCGACACCUGGAUCAAACUCACCCAGGCUCUCCUCAUCGACCGCAACGACGACGCCCUCCUCGAGUCGGUCACCCAGACCAUCCCGACCGCCGCCAGCAACCUCUGCGUCUCUGGCUUCAUCGACCGCUACCAAUUCGCCCAGCUCGUCCAGCACGAGCAGUCCCGCCUGCGCCUCCAGUGCCACGAGGCCGCCGAGGAGCUCUACGCCUUCAAGACGAGCAAGGACUUCUGGAACCAGCACACCAAGCUCGUCGCCAUGGUCGAACACUGCGAGAACAAACUCCGCGAGAUCCGCCAGAGAUCAGCCCGACGCAAGACCCAGCGCAUCGCCAAGUCCCGCGCCGCCGCAGAGUACAACAGCGACAUCUUCACCCGCCAAAUGGGCAUGUCGGCGAGAUACUUCCCUCAACCUCCCCACGUCACCCGGAGGGUCGACAACUGGAUGACCGAGACCAGAAACCGCUGCUUCGGCCACCUCGACGCCAGACUGGAGGAUUCUGGCAUCACCUUUGACUCUGCCGAGAUCUACAACAACAACGAUCAUGCACAGGCUGUCGCUGCUGGUGUUGUCCCACCUCUUCAACCUCACCAGACUCAGACUCAAAUCCAGCCCCAGCAAGUUUAGACUUGAGGCAUGCAUGAACCAUGACAAACCGCGAAGUGGUCAUGACACCUUGAUCAUCAUCAUCGACCUUGGGUCAUCC
Molecule: messenger RNA, 1793 nt
Organism: Exophiala oligosperma
Lineage: Eukaryota; Fungi; Ascomycota; Eurotiomycetes; Chaetothyriales; Herpotrichiellaceae
Exons: 1
Coding region: 734-1714 (326 amino acids)
Source: RefSeq, a predicted model, not a curated record